AUGUCCUUGUCCGCCACGCGCCCUCUUUUCUCCAGCAAGUUUCCUCCCUCCUCUCGCGCUUGGCUUGCCCGGCAAUUUCGUGACCCCUACGUCCGAGAACGCCUCUCACAUCCAGACCGGUUCCGAUCUCGGUCCGCGUUCAAGCUCCUUGAGCUUGCCAAAAAAUGGAAAUUCUUCUGCCCCGAUGUCUGCGCCGUCGUCGACCUUGGUGCAGCCCCCGGUGGCUGGAGCCAGGUCGCCGCAGGGAAAUUGGGCUGGAUAGAAGAGGAUGUCGUGGGUCUCCCGCGACCUUCGACGAAGGAUACUAGGCCGCCGACGCUUGAGUUUGGCCUCCAGGUCGACUCGCAGAGCAGUAGUUCUCAACCAUGGAGUCAUCUCGUCGAUGAGGUGGCAGGAACUCAGGGCGAUCCAUAUCUGGAUGAAGAUAUCACUUAUGCUAUCGGACGGGGAACCGUCAUUGCCGUUGACCUCCUGCGCAUGCUCCCCAUUCCUGGCGUCAAAACACUCCAAAUGGAUUUUCUCUCCCCAAAGGCUGAUGAGUACAUAGGAUCACUCCUGAAAAACGAGAAAAACCCCGAGGGAAAAGUUGACAUUGUGCUGUCUGACAUGGCGGCCAACUUUUCCGGUCAUAAGGCGCACGACGUUGAGUCGUGUCUCGAGAUCUGCCAGGCUGUUAUCACAUUUGCUCGCAGACACCUACGAACAGCGGAGAGUGUUGGUAGGGAAAAGGGUGGUGUACUCGUUCUCAAGUAUUUCGAUCAUCCGCUUUUAGCGAAGUUUCGCCACGAAGAAUUAAAGCCGUAUUUCAAGGGUGUUUUCAACAGUAAACCACCUGCUAGUCGGACAGACUCGAGCGAGGGAUAUUGGAUAUGCAUGGGGUUCAAAGGAGAUCUUCCGCGUUUAAAAACUCAUAAAUGGCGCGCAGCGAAAUCACCGUCAAGACCAAGUGAUGGGAUAGAUGCUAAUGCUGGCCAGAUUGAUGAAGGCCGAGAGGCCCCCUGA
Fibroporia radiculosa is the source of this 1002-nucleotide messenger RNA. RefSeq lists its product as uncharacterized. The record is from RefSeq and is a predicted model, not a curated record. The coding region runs from base 1 to 1002 and encodes 333 amino acids. The transcript has 2 exons. Gene Ontology annotation, cellular component: mitochondrion. Gene Ontology annotation, molecular function: rRNA (uridine-2'-O-ribose)-methyltransferase activity. Lineage: Eukaryota; Fungi; Basidiomycota; Agaricomycetes; Polyporales; Fibroporiaceae. Gene Ontology annotation, biological process: RNA methylation.